AUGAAUUAAUAAAUAGAAGUUUAUUCAUAAAAAAUAGCUUUGGUAAAUUUUCAUAUAUAUAUAAGAAUAGAUUCCUAACAAUCUAAUAGGUUUCAAAGUUACUGAUUCUCAUCUUACUGUGUCAUAAAUGUUAAUUGUUAAUUAAUACUUGAUUGUUAUUAGAAAAUUAGAGUUAAUUAUAAAAAUUUGGCAAAAUCUGGAAUUUGAUUGAACCUGAAAUAAUGGGAUAAAUAAUAAUAUUUUUAAUAGGAGAAUCUACUCCUUUCCAAAGAAUUUUUGAAAAAUAUUUUAGUUUUAAGCUAUUUUGUGUGGAAAAUGGUAAUUUCUAAAUUAUAUAUUUAGUUAAUGAUAAACUUAUAAUAAGUACAUGUCAAGGAACAUUAAUUAUCUAUUCUAUAACAGAAAAUUCAAUUCAAGAAAAAGGUAAUAUUUAGGUUUUAACAUCUCCAAUAUACAGAAUCCAUAAUUAUAAUUAAGAAAUUUAUCUUAUAACAGAUAGUUAAAUCAAGAUAUUAGAAUAAUAGAAUUACGAAUUGAUUGGAGGAGGAAGUCUGAAAAUAGAUUAUAAGCAGCAUGGGUUACCUGUUUAAAUUUUGAUAAUAAAGAAAAAUUAUUGUUUUUAGGUAUAAAAUAAAUUGUAAGAACUUCUUAAGGAUUUAUUUUAGUAUAUAAACGAACUGAAAAACUAGAAUUUCUAAAUUAAAUUAAAUGUAAUGUUAAAAAUGUAUGUAAAUAAUUGAAAAUUAUCUAUAUCCAUGUACUGAAAAUGGAAUAGUUAUUUUGCAAAUGCAAUACAAAGAUAAUUAGUUUAAAUAUUAGGAAAAACUGCAUUUGCAAGUUAGUUAAAUUUUGUUGGGUUCUAAAAAACUGAAACUUAUAUAUUUGGAUUUACUUAAUGCGGAUUAAUAGUGUAAUGGAAUCCAGAAAAUGGUCAAAUGAAUUAAGCUUACAAAAUAGUAAGUAUUGAAAAAAAAUAAUAAUUAAUGCUAAUAGAAUAAUUUUAAUAUCUAUAAUAGAUUGAAUACUGCUUCUAAUAAAAAGAAAAACAAAUAAAUCUUUAAAAUUUAACACUCCAAAAAACAAAGGUAUCCUUUUUAGAUAAAAUUUAAAGUCCUGA
Messenger RNA from Paramecium sonneborni, 1117 nucleotides. NCBI's taxonomy places the organism in Eukaryota, Ciliophora, Oligohymenophorea, Peniculida, Parameciidae. The record is from the annotation of a GenBank genome assembly.